CUGACGAUGGCUGCCGUGCGAAGGGUGUGCGGAGGGAUGAGAGCAGCCCGAUGAGGUAGAAUUCGGAGCUUGCUGAAGAUGGCACGUUCUCGGAGUCGCCCCGACAUCCACUGGCAGGAGUCAGUGCAAGCGCCGCGUGAGUGAGUCCGUCAUCUGGGAUGGCGUCAUCAGCGUCCUCAUCUCGAGCGGCGCCGCACCACGAGAAGGUCUUCAUCGACGACCUCGCCCUGUCCGACCUCACCGACGCGCAGCAGCGGCAGCUGGCGAGCCUCGCGCCCCGCAAGGCAUCCCAGCGGAUCCAGCGCACCAACAGCAGGCACGCACAUGAGCUGGUGCUCGAGCGGGUGGACGACCCUGCCGACGCUUCGCUCGUCGUCUGUGCGACCUUCCAUCCCGGGGCAGAGGGCUUCCAGAACUAUAUCCAGUGGCGACAGCGGUGCCCCACAGCCAAGUUCUGCCGUGUUCAGUAUCUCGCCCGACUCAUCGACCACAAGAAAUGGAUCCCGCCACCGCACUGGGCGGCUAUUGGUGGUGGUGGUGCUGGUGAUGUGUUGCCCAAGUACCACAGCCUCAUCGACCUCAUCCUGCCCACAUCAGAUGACGACUCCGUGCGGCCAUUCAUCCUGGCGAGUGCGUCGGACGAGCGGACUCAGGCCAAGCACCUGGUGAUGCUGCUGGGCGGGCGGCCGCUGAUGGACACCGACAUGGAUGCCGACGUGGGGAGUGCGACACACUUGGUGUGCAAUAGCGUGAUGAUGCCGCCGGCUGCCGGGGCGGAGGUGUAUGCGGGUGCGAGGGAGAGGGGGCUGCCCAUCGUGAGCAGUGGGUGGCUGGAAGACAUGGUCAAGAAGGAAUGGUAUAUGUGUGAGCCAGAAGAAACAAACCACUUGGCGACAUGGUCAUGUUCCCUUGUUUGAUUGCUGUCGUUGAAACCGUGUGCAGCUAUCUUCCUGACAUUUCGCCGUAUCGCCUGCCGCCGUUCAAGGGCCUGUCGAUAGCCAUCCUCCCAUCAGCCAUCCGCAACCAACAGACCCGCCGCGAGUGCGAGAGGGCCAUCACGGACAAUGGCGGCCGCGUGCUGGACAAGCUGUCGCCCAACGACCUGGCCAGCCGCGUAUCGUGUGUGGUGGUGGACUGCACCGACAACCCCAUUCUGGAGGCCCUCAGGCACCCGAGGCACUCGCAUCUGCGAACGGUCGGUGUGCGGUGGGUGAAGGCCAGCGUGGAGGCCGGCUACCCCAUGAGCUACGACGGUGAGGGCAUGGGUGUGGCUGAGCCGGCGUGGAAGAGAUACCAGGAGGACGCCGAGGUCAUGAUACCCACAGACGACCAGGAAUGCGGCACGUGGCUCAUCAGUCAGUGAGUGCACGCCACACAAAACGCCACGGUGUUUCCUCUCACCGUUCUAUGUGUCUGAUGGAUGGCACAUGCACUCAGGUACGGUGGUGUGUCUGACUCACCUUCCGCCGGCGGUGCAGCACUACCACAAGAUCCUGGUACACAAGGGCGGCGGCAUGCUCGCCUUCGGAUACGACGACCCCGCCAUCACACACGUCCUCGUCGACCCAUCCCAGCCCUCCAACUCCCUCCCAUCCACUCUCACAGCAGGCUCCACCGGCCUCCUGCCGCCCUACUUCGUCACGCCCUCAUGGCUGGACACCUCGAACGAUCAAAAGCAGGCGGCAGACGUGGGGCUCUUCGCAGCCAAGGUGGAUCGCGGCAGGAGCGUCCCGCAGCCGCCGGCGACGCCAUCGCAGCCCCCCGCCCCAUUCUUCAUGCUGACGAAUGGCAACGCCGGUGCGCCGCCGCCCGCGCCGGCGUUCCCCCAGAACCACCCAGCCCCUCCCCCCUCCCUGAGUCGACAACCGACAGACAUGAAUGACGGUGGCCAGCCUGACGCCCCCUUGGCCCCGCCCGCUCCCUUUCCGUUCCCCCCUCCCGUCCCGCCGUUGACCAACCCCAGCAACAACCACAACGCCAAUCGCAACAGGAAGCGCAAGAACGACACGCGCCAGAAGCCGCCCACGCGGGGAUGGGGACAGCAGAAUGACAGCAGGUACAAGAAGCUGGACGUCUUCUCACAGAGGAACACCGGCAACCAGCCGCAGCCACCACCACCACCACCUGGACCACCGCCACAACGAUCGGCCGCUCCCCAUCCGUCCCGUCGCCCCCCCGCCCUGCCGCCCCUCAACUUGAGGGUCAAGCAAGAGACCGGCCAGCCGGCAGCGGCAGCAGCGGCUGUCCCGCCGCCUGCUUUUGAGCCGAUCGUUCAUGUGAAGAGGGAGGACGAGAGCGAGAUGGGCCAGGAGGACGCAUACAGCAUGCACGCAGAGGCGGCGGCCGGCAUGCAGGAGGGGUAUGAGGGCUAUGCGGACCAGGGAGGCAUGGGAGAGGGGGCGGUUGAGGGUGAGGGUGAAAUGGCCGCUGCCGAUGGUGACGGUGGUGGUGUGGGUGAGGACGGCAUGCCGUCAGGGGAGCGGGUGUGCACCAAGAAGAUCGGCGGGCUGCUGCAGGGCAAGUGGCUCGCCUUCCUGGGAUUCAGUGACGACAAGACGGAGAACCUCGCUAACUGCAUAACAACAGCUGAACGGGUGAGCACAGCACUGGAUGGAACAGCAGCAGCCCAAGCAACCCCUAAUCUCUCUCUCUUUGUCUGUGCGUGUGGUUGUGUCAGUUGGGGGCGUCGAUGGUGUGGGGCGAGGCGGUGGCCCGUCGGGAUCCGUCUGAUAUAGCCUACUACGUGCUGCGUCACGAUCAGGGCUACCGCGCCAUGGACCGCUACGGCAUCCCCGAGAUGCCCGAGAAGCAGGUGACCCUCCUGUUCCUCUACACGUGCUGGACCCACAGGCGACUGCUCGACCUCAACAUCUCGCCCAUCUUCAGCCCCAACCGCUACUUCACCCCUGGGGGCGACAACGGCCCCCUGCGAGGCCUCCGCGUGUCGAUAUCGGGGUUCGGAUGGCGGCCAGAGGGGGCCAGUAUGGACCAGGUCCCCCUCAAGAAGGGCGACCGUGAGUUGGUGCGCAUGAUGGUGAAGGGCAUGGGAGCGAAGGAGGUGGAGCUGAGCAGUGGCGGGGACAAGCCGUAUGCCUUGGUGGUGGGCGACGAGCGGCCCAACCCCGCCAAGAUGCUGUCGGCCAAGAGGAGGGACAUUCUUGUGCUCAAGUAUGAGUGGCUAGAGGAGUGCUGGACAUAUGUAAGCCUGCCUGCCAUAGGGGACAACGGCGGGUGGGUCGCAGACACAUGGGCUGUGUUUUUGUGUUCAUGGUGUGGGCUGGGCUGGCAGGGUCGUUUGGUGGUGGGAAUCGGCCGCACCCCUGGUCACUUGGGCGAGGUGGUGUGUGAUGCCUGCGCGGAAGCCGAGGACGACACAAGUGAGGCGGACGACCCGAGCAGUGACGAUGAGGAGAGAGCAGUGACCAGGAGGGCGAGGGCAGCGACGGUGAGAAGGCAUGUGUGUGUAUCGCUGCCUACAUUUUAUAUUUCAUGGCGGUUGGAUUGGAUUGCUGGUAUGAUGGGCUGGUUUAUGCGGGGGCGAGAGAGACACGGCGUAUGAUAGUGCAACCUUGCCUUCGGCUGGUGGAAAAAAUUGA
This is a messenger RNA of Vitrella brassicaformis, 3596 nucleotides long. The record is from the annotation of a GenBank genome assembly. NCBI's taxonomy places the organism in Eukaryota, Vitrellaceae.